AUGUCUCCUUCUACAAUUUACCUUGUCACAGGCGCCAACCGAGAGCGUGGAAUAGGCUUCGCUUUGGUCUCACUGAUUCUGUCUAAGCACAGUGACGCGUUUGUAUACGCGACAGUGCGCGACCCCUCCAAGCCCUCCAGGCUGGACGAGCUCAAGGAAAAGUACCCAACACGCAUUGCAGUGGUCAAGUGGAUCGCUACGGACGUCGCCGUGAACAGGGAGCUCGCCAAGGAGAUCGAGCAGCGGCAUGGGAGAGUGGAUACGGUUAUUGGAAACGCGGCGAUUAUCGGAGGGAAUAACCAGAUUCGGGAUAUCAAGCUUUCCGACAUGGAGGAACAUUUCCAAGUAAACGUGCUCAGCCACAUAGUCCUGUUCCAGGAGCUAUAUGCCCUGCUAAGGAAAAGCAGCACCCCGCGUUUUAUUCCUAUUACAAGCAUUGCUGGCUCCAUUGGGGAGCCUGCCAUCGAGCUCGAUAUGGCUAACACUGCGUAUGCAUCGAGCAAGACCACGUUAAACUGGAUCACUCGCAAACUACACUUCGAGAAUGAGUGGCUCGUGACAUUCCCUUUGUCCCCUGGAGGUGUAGACACGGAUAUGUUCGACUACACGAGAGAAACCGACAAAACUGGGGUCGUCGCUAAUUUAGUGGCCAAGUAUGGCGACUUCCCCAAGGCGGACACUGCCGCCCCGCUCCUCCUCGACAUCAUCGAUGGCUCGACGCGCGAGAAGGACGGCGGGCAGUUUAUCAAUCUUGAUGGGAGAAGGGUUCCCUGGUAA
Psilocybe cubensis is the source of this 777-nucleotide messenger RNA. RefSeq lists its product as uncharacterized. The transcript is spliced from 6 exons. The record is from RefSeq and is a predicted model, not a curated record. The coding region runs from base 1 to 777 and encodes 258 amino acids. NCBI's taxonomy places the organism in Eukaryota, Fungi, Basidiomycota, Agaricomycetes, Agaricales, Agrocybaceae.